GAAGGAUUAAUAAAACAUUUAAUUUUUAAGCAAAAUACAAACUACCGCAAAAGCAAACGGGUUUUUCUGUCUUGGCUUGUCUGUUUCAUUCGGUGUGGGUUGCGCUAUAGCUCAGCAUGUAUGUAUGUAUCAACAACAAAGACGGUUUUGUCGCAUUUGGUGUGCGUUGGCUGCAUGAAAGUACAUACAUAUGUACAUAAGAAGUUUGACAACAGCUCUUCAAACAAGUCAGAGCACGAGCAUGCGUUUUCGUUUCGUUUCGCUACGGCGGAACGCACACCGAAUGAAACAGACAAGACAAGACAGAAAAACCCGUUUCGUUGCUUAUAGCAGCACUGUUGUUUUUCAUAGGCAAAAUUGCGCAUUUUAUUUGUGCUUUCAUUGUGCAUACAAAUUGUUAUAAUGAACAUUGACGCGGAAAAAUUAGUGUUUUUGAUCGAGGCAAGGAGCCCAAUAUUUAAUAAUAAAAUUAAAGAUCACAAUAAUAAAUUAAUAACGGAAAAACUAUGGGAAGAAAUAGCUACCGAAAUGAAUAGUGAAGUAGCAGCAUGCAAAAAUAAAUGGAUAAAUUUACGGAACUCAUAUUCGCGAUAUUUGAGGGAAGAAAAAAACAAACCAUCUCGAUCGAGUGGUAAACAGAAGCGGAAGUGGUACUUGGCUGAUGCAAUGUCUUUUUUGAAAGAAUUUGUACAUCAGCAUCGUGAUAUGAGCAGUAUUUUACCUGUAAAUAGCACUGACAUCGAAGAACAAACUGCCGACAUGUCGCAAUAUGAUUUUACAGAUGCAGUAAGUAACGACAAAAGCAGUCCAAUACCUACGAAGAAGAGUAAGACAUCUAUAUCUGAGAUGAUAGCAGGACCAAUGAUUGAGUUCCUAAACUCCAGAACGAAGCAGAAACCAAAAGAAAAUGGAAAUGAAUUAUUUUUUAAAAGUUUGCUGUGUGAUUAUGAAAAACUCUCCAGCAAAAGACAAAGACUAUUCAGAAUGUAUAUGCUAAAUAAAAUGAAUCAAUUUCAAGAAGAAGAGGAAAAUGAAUAUUUAGGUACCUCAAAGUCAUCGUCAGUCAAGAGAUUAUCUAAUAAAAUAUAUGAAUCCAAAUAAAUAUUUGUGUAAUUAAUAGUUUAUAUUUUCAUACUGAUCAUGGUAAAAUUUUACCAAAGAAGGGAUUUUGAAUGAAACAUACAUUGAUUUUAAGUUUAAAAA
Bactrocera neohumeralis is the source of this 1203-nucleotide messenger RNA. RefSeq lists its product as uncharacterized. The record is from RefSeq and is a predicted model, not a curated record. Gene Ontology annotation, biological process: regulation of transcription by RNA polymerase II. Bases 403 to 1101 code for a protein of 232 amino acids. The transcript has 2 exons. NCBI's taxonomy places the organism in Eukaryota, Metazoa, Arthropoda, Insecta, Diptera, Tephritidae. Gene Ontology annotation, cellular component: transcription regulator complex; nucleus.